AUGGGCGAUUACGGUCAAUAUGAUGUGCCUAAGGCAGAUGAAAUGAUCAACUUUAAGGUCGGUCAACCUGCUCCCUCCAUGCUGCCGCUGGACAAAAUUCGUGAAGCUGCAAUGCUCAAAUUUAGCGAAACAGACCCGAUGUUUCUACAAUACGGUGUGAUUAAGGGCUAUCCUAAAUUCCGUAAAACACUGGCUCAGUUUUUAACGAAAGGGUAUCAGCAUGAAGUGGAUCAUGAAAAGCUUUUUGUGACCAAUGGUGUGACUGGUGGUCUCGCCCUCAUUUGCUCACUAUUUCUACAGUCGGGCGACCUUGUGUUCAUGGAGGAACCGUCCUAUUUCCUAGCACUUAGUAUCAUGAAAGAUUUCAAGGUGAAUGUUCGUCAAAUCCGCAUGGAAGAAGACGGACUGGACAUUGACGAGCUUGAGCGGCUGCUAAAGCGUGGCGUUGUGCCCAAGGUGCUGUACACGAUUCCCACGUGCCAUAACCCGACGGGUCGCACGCUCUCGCUCGAGAAGCGCAAGCGCCUCGUGGACCUCAGUGCCAAGUACAACUUUGUCAUUGUGGCUGAUGAAGUGUACCAGUUGCUGUCGUUUCCUCACGUGACGCCGCCUCCACCCAUGUUUACAUUCGACGAGCACGAUACGGUGCUUGCUCUUGGCAGCUUUUCCAAGAUCCUGGCACCUGCUCUUCGUCUUGGCUGGAUCCAGGGCUCGCACAAGCUGUUGAACAAGAUUGAAGCUUGUGGUCAACUGGACUCGAGCGGGGGUAUCAAUCCUGUGAUUUCAGGAAUUGUGCACUCGGCCAUUGCAACUGGGCUGCAGCAGCAGCACUUGGAUACAACCGUACAGACGCUGUGGGAGCGUGCUGACGCUCUGAUGACGGAACUGAAGGCUCAUUUGCCCGAUGGUGUGACUUUUGAGGUCCCGGAUGGCGGCUACUUUGUGCUCGUGCGGCUACCGGAAGGCAUGAACGCCAAUCGUUUGUUGUCAAUUGCUGAGAAGCACAAGGUGAUGUUCUUACCGGGUGCCUCGUUCAGCAGCAACAUGAAGAACUUUCUGCGUCUCAGCUUCUCCUGGUAUGACUUGAACGACAUGCAGCUCGGUGCUCGCCGUCUUGCUGACGCAAUCCGUGAAUACCAGGAAGUGUUUGCUUCCGAGCAGAAGGCUGUUGCAGAGGAUGCUACGCUCAGCACGAGCGAGGGAAAAGGCGUGCGUGUUGCCGUACACGGCCACGACGGCCGCUUGGGCUCGCUCAUUGUCAGUGAGCUGAACAAGCUGACAGAUCACAGCGCUUGUUUCGCAGGCGCAAUCGUCACGCGAUUCGACACUGGUGUCCAGGCUCCAGACCUCAACAUUGUGGACGUCGUCGUUGAUGCGACGUUACCUGCUGGUACGAAGAAGGUGAUUUCUUACCUUCGUGAACAGAAGGAUGCUGGCAAGAUCAACAAGUUGCCUGCACUGGUCGUUGGAACUACAGGCGCUCUGCCGAUGGAGGAUCUCGAAGCCUAUUCAAAGCUGGCCCCUGUCGUUCUCCGCUCGAACUUUUCCGUGGGUGUGCCGCUUGUGUCGGAGCUCAUCCAGGCUGCUGCUUUCAAGCUGCCAGCUGAGGGCUGGAAUGUCGAGGUAACGGAGAUUCACCACACCAAGAAGGUGGAUGCCCCAAGCGGCACCGCCAAGACGCUUGUCAAGUCGCUUGCUGCCACGGGUGCUCCGUGUUUGGGUGAGACGGGUCAGGCCUCGACGCACUCAUUGCGUCUCGGUGAUGAAGUUGGCAAGCACACGGUGCUGUUUGCUGGUCCGGGCGAACGUAUUGAGAUCGUGCACCAGGCAACUCGACGCGAGAUUUUUGCGAUUGGGGCUGUGCGUGUUGCGACGCAGGCUCCUUCGCUGCCGCUUGGUUUGCACUCGAACUGA
Messenger RNA from Peronospora matthiolae, 1914 nucleotides. The record is from the annotation of a GenBank genome assembly. NCBI's taxonomy places the organism in Eukaryota, Oomycota, Peronosporomycetes, Peronosporales, Peronosporaceae.